UGGGUCCAGAACUUUCAUGCUCUCAAACUCUCAAGACCCUUCUCCAGCUUUCACAUCCACUCUCUAUAUAUUCAACGAUUCUCCCAUCUCACCCUCAUCAACACUUGAAAGCUGAAAUCGAUCCUUGCUGAUCAAAAUCGCAUUUCCUUUCAUUUCUUCGUUAUUUCCUAAUCCCAAUGGCUCAAGCACUAUCAACUUCAUCACUACUACUAUCACAAAAAACAGGGUCCUACGUCAAACCACAGAACAAUGUAAUUGUACCCUGCAUGGCCUCUUUUCCGUCAAGGAAGGAAUUUCCAAGGCUAGGAAGGGUGAGAGCUCAGGCUUCUGGUGAUAACAAAGACAACUCUGUGGAAGUACAACAUGUUAACAAGGGUGACCAAGGAACCGCGGUUGAGAAGAAGCCACGUAGAACUGCCAUGGACAUUUCACCAUUUGGUAUCUUGGACCCGUGGUCACCCAUGAGGAGCAUGCGCCAGAUAUUGGACACCAUGGACCGAAUUUUCGAAGAUACCAUGACAUUCCCUGGAAGAAACAUAGGAGGAGGGGAGAUCCGUGCCCCUUGGGACAUCAAAGAUGAAGAACAUGAAAUCAGAAUGAGGUUUGACAUGCCGGGUCUUGCCAAGGAAGAUGUUAAGGUAUCAGUGGAGGAUGAUAUGCUUGUUAUAAAAGGUGGCCACAAAAGUGAACAAGAACAUGGUGGAGAUGAUUCUUGGUCAAGCAGGACCUAUAGUUCCUAUGAUACCCGUUUAAAGCUGCCGGAUAAUUGCGAGAAGGACAAGGUUAAGGCAGAGUUGAAAAAUGGUGUGCUUUAUAUCACCAUUCCUAAGACCAAGGUUGAACGUAAGGUUAUUGAUGUCCAAGUUCAGUGAGAUAUGCUUGGGCUUUGUAUUAUGCAACACGGUUUUUUACCAUGUUUUUACGUUUUUAACAUAUAUACACCCAUUAUAAGGGUUAAAUAUGUUGUAUUAAGCGUAGAGAAGUUUAAAUAAAACUGCUGUUGUAUAAUUUUCUAA
This is a messenger RNA of Glycine soja, 1016 nucleotides long. Its product is annotated as small heat shock protein, chloroplastic. The record is from RefSeq and is a predicted model, not a curated record. NCBI's taxonomy places the organism in Eukaryota, Viridiplantae, Streptophyta, Magnoliopsida, Fabales, Fabaceae. Bases 177 to 872 code for a protein of 231 amino acids. Gene Ontology annotation, biological process: response to heat. The transcript is spliced from 2 exons.